This is a messenger RNA of Colletotrichum abscissum, 402 nucleotides long. RefSeq lists its product as uncharacterized. The record is from RefSeq and is a predicted model, not a curated record. The transcript has 3 exons. Bases 1 to 402 code for a protein of 133 amino acids. NCBI's taxonomy places the organism in Eukaryota, Fungi, Ascomycota, Sordariomycetes, Glomerellales, Glomerellaceae.
AUGUCAGCCCCCCGACACGGCAUCAGUCCAAUUGUUCCCAUGGCUCAGCCUCCCCCUUCAUGUUCAUGGCCCGACUAUCCGAUCAGCGCGCAACCCAUCGUCUGGUUUUCUGGAUAUCCCACGGUGGCAUCGCAGCAGCACAUGGCCAAGACCCUUGAGGAUUUCCGAGAUGGACGUCUCUUUGCGGCUCCGGGCUUCUGGUCCCCACCACGGCCGACGCGGCAUUCGACCCUCGCUGGUCUGCCGCCGCCCGCCAUUGCCACCACCACCGUGGCACCGCCAUUACCUCCAAGGGAGCAUAAUGCGCUCCUGGUAAGCUUCGUACUCGAGGUACGUAUCCAGACAGAGACCAGCAUACCGGAAGACGGGAGGGUCGAGAGGGUCGAGACCGCGCGCAGCUGA